AUGGUGAAAAAAGAUGACCACACCGAGUGCUUCUUUCCCGAGUCAGGUUGGGACAAGCUACUGCAACGGGAUGAUGUCGAGGCCAUCCUGAAGACACGCGGAAGGGACCCUGUCUCGCCGGAACUGCUCCAAUUCAUCCUCGAAAGGGCUCUCAAGAUUUUUUCCAUUCUACUUAUCAUUAGAAAGCCAGAGCUCAUCACCACAUUCUACAAGAACGGUUUUGGACAGGACAAGCUUCCGGUCGACCUCAGCUCCGAUCAAAAAAUGCUUGAGCAGGAUGGCUGGAAGAGCUACGUUAUCGAUUCUUUCUGUGAAAAGCAAUGGUUGUUUACGUCACCGACAUUCACCAGUGGGCAAUUCAGAUACGACUUUGUCAAGUUCUAUCGCCUGCCCUUCACGACAGCCGGGAAACGAGCAAACCAAGGGGCCUCGCACUACAGCACUGUCGAGGAGAGGAGCAUUCACGCCGACCAUAUCGAGCUCUGGGCCGGUCAGCCGUCCAGGGAUGACGACGGGAACAUACGCGUCGCGGUUAAAACGCUUCUCAGCUUAGACGAGAAACCAGCAGACCAAGAAGCCAGGAUCCUUGAGAUGAUGAGAGAACUCCAGACCGACCACUUGAUCAAAGCAGUCGCCUACUAUCGUUGCGACGGCAAACACCACUUCAUGUUUCCUUGGGCGGAGCACGGCAAUCUCUGGGAAUUCUGGACCAGGCAAAAAGGCCCACGAGCUCUAGAGAAGCCCUACCUCGUCUGGAUUUUCAAGCAGCUCACAGGACUGGCGGCGGCCAUUGAGAAGUUACACAACCAAACCGAGUCGAAGAACUGCCGCCACGGAGAUCUGAAGCCCGAAAACAUUCUGUGCUUUCGACAAGGCGACGGCAAGGGCAACGGUCCAACUCCUGCGCUGCGGGAAAGCACAAACACCAAGGUGUCGACUAAGCGGUAUGCAGGCCCGGAGAUGGACGUUGCCUCCGACGCACCACUGUCGAGGCGAUUCGACAUUUGGAGCAUGGGUUGCAUUCUACUCGAGUUUUUGAUCUGGAUCCUCUACGGCGGAGACGAGCUGAUAAAAUGCACUAAAGCUGCCAGCUCAACCUUUUACAGGGUAGUCAAAGACGAGAGUGGUCAAGUCAAGUCUGUUGAGGUCGAUCGCAGAGUUCAAGGCUGGGUGUCAUACAUCCGCAAGGACUGGAGAUGUCCUAGGGGGACUGCCCUUGAACUACUUUUGCAUCUUGUCACCGAAAAGCUCUUGGUUGUCAAUGUCCAGGAGCCCCCCGAUCCGCCCUCUUCUAUUACUACGGGACAAGUUCAGGCUCGAAUUUAUGCCCCCGAGAUGAGACGGGAGUUGGAGAAGAUUCUGACACAACUGGAAGCUGAUGAGAUCAAUGCCGUAGGAGACAGGCCAUCAAGCAACUCAUCGGCUCCCCUUGGACCGUCUUACGCCAUUCCAACCACAAAGGGCGGCCACCUUGCCCCUGCCACUCCCAGUACACGGUAUGUGAGCAACGGCGGCAUCAAUAGGACCACCACAGCACGACAGGCUAACGCACGGCUCAACCAUUCAGACAGUAUGUUGAUUUACAGCGCCUAUGCUCAUAUUAGAUAUCAUUAUGCUUACAUUUCCUUCUUUAGUUCACCGUACCUCACCGACAGAUGGAUAUACACACCCGACGACACCUUUGCGACUGUCUUCUUCAAUGAUUUCGAGCUUUCUACAGUCCAUAAAUCUACAAAAAAUCCCCAUCUUUGCCGACGGUGUCGCAGUCUUCCACUUUGGUCCAUCCAAUGCCACUUCACGGAUUCUCAAUCCGGCCUCGCUACCAACGCCCGGGAGGAUAACUGCGAACUCUGCAGUCUUCUUUCUUGGCAUAUUCGGGAAGGAUUGUAUUCUUGGAGAGAUCCCAUUCAUUUUGUUCGCGUGGGAUCGUAUCUCACAGUCGAGGAUGGCGAAGGACAGCCUGUGCUCAAUCUCUGCACACUACCAGGAUCCGGGGUAAAGCCUUUACAGAAUGUUCAAACCGGAUUCUCAACGCUUCCAGACGCUGGCAGCGAAGCUCACUUCAAAGUUUUGAGGGAGUGGAUUCACAGUUGCGACAGUACCCACCACUGCUUGCCCAAGCAACUUGAUUUCACACCAUCACGGCUUGUUCACAUCAGUCGCCCGGGCUCUGAUGUUGUUCGACUGGUGGAAAGAGAUGACGGACUGAACCAACCAGUCAAAUAUGCGGCCUUGUCCCAUCGCUGGGGCACUGACCAUCGCGAACGUUUUUGCACCACAACAGCCAACAUCCAGGAGCUGAAGGAUGGGUUCAGGACAUCCAAUCUCCCCAAAACGUUUCUUGAUGCCAUUUCUGUGACGCACGGUCUCAGGCUAGAAUACCUCUGGAUCGACUCCAUCUGCAUCGUCCAGGAUGACGUUGAAGACUGGAACAUUGAGUCCAAGCUCAUGGAGCAGGUCUUUAGCUCAGCAUACUGUACCCUCGCUGCAAGUUGUGCCUCUGGGACAAAUGACGGGUUUCUCAAGGCGCGGCCUGAGAGACGAUGCAUCCCUAUGACCUUCGGGGACGCCACUUACUACGCGUGCGAGAACAUUGACGACUUCGGCACUCAUGUUGAUCAAAGCGAGCUCAACCAGAGAGGCUGGGUUAUGCAGGAGCGAGCUUUGUCACGACGGACCAUCUACUUUGUGGAGAAUCAGUCGUAUUGGGAAUGUGGUGGCGGUGUGCGAUGCGAGACAAUGACCAAGAUGAACAAUCGCAAAGCCUCAUUCCUCGGUGAUGCCAACUUCCCCCACUCAGCCGAGAAGUACGUCAAGGGGUUGAAAAUUGAGUUCUUCCAGGAUCUCUAUGUUCGCUACUCCAAGCUGGCACUCUCCUUUGCCUUUGAUCGGCCAAUCGCCAUCAGGGGACUCGAGAAUAGGCUUCUCAGCACUUUCAACACCACUGGAGGAUACGGAGUAUUGGACCGCUACUUUCAUCGGUCCUUGCUCUGGAAACGUGGUGGAGAGACAUUGCGCCGUAUUCCAAACACGCGUGGUGAGCCUGUUCCUUCUUGGUCGUGGAUGGCAUACGACGGGGCCAUUGACUACGUGUCUGCUCCUGGUGGAAAAGUUUCGUGGUUCAGCAACAUCAAGUCUCCUUUUUCUCGAACGCCAAGUGAGUCGAGCCAUUAUGAAGAUGAAACUCUUGCCCUAGAGGCACCAGUUCGGAGAAUCAUCAACGACCCUCCUGAUGAGUCCAUCUUCUUUGACGAGCCAGCUCGAGGCUUGACACAGCCUAUGGAGUGUAUUGUACUUGGUAGCGGCAACAAAAGCCCUUUGGCAGACUUUCAGAGACAUUGGGUCAUUUUGGUUCAUUGCAAGUCCGGAUCUGGUGGUGGAGUGUAUGAGAGGGUUGGGGUUGCUGUCCUUGAAGGACGCCAUGUUGAUUUUCAAGGCAAGGCAAGAGAGAGUAGAAUUCAGUGA
Fusarium keratoplasticum is the source of this 3465-nucleotide messenger RNA. RefSeq names its product Protein kinase domain-containing protein. Gene Ontology annotation, molecular function: protein kinase activity; ATP binding. The transcript has 8 exons. The record is from RefSeq and is a predicted model, not a curated record. Bases 1 to 3465 code for a protein of 1154 amino acids. Gene Ontology annotation, biological process: protein phosphorylation. NCBI's taxonomy places the organism in Eukaryota, Fungi, Ascomycota, Sordariomycetes, Hypocreales, Nectriaceae.